ACCUAAUUUGGCCCACUAUUAAAUCCCCAAAUCACUAACUAAAACCCUAGGUCAGCUGCCAUCCCUCUCUCCCUCUCUCAUUCUCACAUCUCUCGCCCAGUUUCAGCAGCUGCAAAGAUGGUUCUCUCGAACGACGUCGAUUUGCUGAACCCGCCGGCGGAGCUUGAGAAAAGGAAGCACAAGCUCAAGCGCCUCGUGCAAUCCCCAAACUCUUUCUUCAUGGAUGUCAAGUGCCAGGGUUGCUUCAAUAUAACCACUGUCUUCAGCCACUCGCAAACGGUUGUCGUGUGCGGCAAUUGCCAGACAGUUCUGUGCCAACCGACUGGUGGCCGUGCCAAGCUCACCGAGGGCUGCUCUUUCCGGAAGAAGGGCGACUGAAGAAGAACAUAUACGACUGUCGUAUUCUUGAUACAAUGUGGGACCAAGGGAUUUUUUGUUUUGGUAUUUUCAUAUGCUGUUUCAAACAUGAAUGUGAUUCUUGAAGCAACUUUUAAGUUAAUUCAGCCUAGAUUCGGAUUAUGUUUUAUCAUCAUUGACCAAUAUUAAAGAUUUGAUUUUUCUUGUGA
Messenger RNA from Salvia hispanica, 566 nucleotides. RefSeq names its product small ribosomal subunit protein eS27y. Gene Ontology annotation, cellular component: ribosome. Lineage: Eukaryota; Viridiplantae; Streptophyta; Magnoliopsida; Lamiales; Lamiaceae. The record is from RefSeq and is a predicted model, not a curated record. Gene Ontology annotation, molecular function: structural constituent of ribosome. Gene Ontology annotation, biological process: translation.